Molecule: messenger RNA, 270 nt
Organism: Linum tenue
Lineage: Eukaryota; Viridiplantae; Streptophyta; Magnoliopsida; Malpighiales; Linaceae
Source: the annotation of a GenBank genome assembly
AUCCAUGCGCUUAUGGUCGCCUCCAUCCGGCCUCCAGAAAGCUCGGAUGACCAUCGGGCUGCCCAUAAACUCCAUCGUCACAAACAACCCAUUUCGUGAAAAUUUCGAAGUAUGCCUCGUACGCCGCAAAUGAAAUACGCUUAUCUUCAACGGCGAGUUUGCACCAGAAAUGUGUCCCGCCAAAGAAAUUAUCACGGAAGCUCCAGUGGAUACUUUCCCCGACGGCUACCGCAUGGGCACCGAGGUCGUCGUCUUUGGAUCGACAAUGCA